Molecule: messenger RNA, 717 nt
Organism: Salvia splendens (bonfire salvia)
Lineage: Eukaryota; Viridiplantae; Streptophyta; Magnoliopsida; Lamiales; Lamiaceae
Product: CDPK-related protein kinase-like
Exons: 6
Coding region: 1-717 (238 amino acids)
Source: RefSeq, a predicted model, not a curated record
AUGCUGAAUACCGAGCAACCAUUUCGCUUAAACUGGGCAGCCUUUAGCACUGGUGAUAGGCGACCUAAUACUGGUGGUAAUGGUGUGAUGUUGGUUCUGAUCGUAUCAAUAUUCGUCGGAGAUUUGCUUCUGAUGACUGAUGGCAAUGUUGAACCGACACAUUUGCUAGUGAUAUCAUCUGCUUUGUCGAAAGUAUUGAGGGCAGACGAGCUAUAUUACCUCGAGAAACAAUUUGGAUUGCUGAGUCCAGAUGCAAAUGCAGGCAUAACUUUAGAGACCAUAAAAAUGGCGUUGAUGAAAAGCGCAACAGAUGCGAUGAAGGAAUCCCGGAUCCUGGAUUUCCUCGAUCCGCUAAACACGCUCGGGUAUAGAAAGAUGCAUCGUGACGAGUUCUGUGCAGCUGCAUUAAGUGUCCACCAGAUGGAGAUAGUCGAUGGCUGGGAAGAACGAGCGCGAUCUGCAUAUGCUAUAUUUGAGAGGGAUGGAAACAGAGCUAUCCUAAUUCAAGAACUAGCAUCAGAACUCGGGCUUAGCCCUACAGUACCAAUCCAUGCAGUUCUGCAAGAGCAUAUAAGACACAGUGAUGGGAAGCUCACCUUGCAAGGUUUCCUUAGACUAUUGCACACCCUGCAGCCAUGCUCGCCUGCAAAAGACACCGUAAGAGCUACAAUAGAGUUUCGGAUAACUAUGGGCAUUCAAAAUCUACCAUUUGGUUAA